Pelobates fuscus (common spadefoot toad) is the source of this 2966-nucleotide messenger RNA. It is a transcript of the gene PDSS1, whose product is annotated as decaprenyl diphosphate synthase subunit 1. NCBI's taxonomy places the organism in Eukaryota, Metazoa, Chordata, Amphibia, Anura, Pelobatidae. The record is from RefSeq and is a predicted model, not a curated record. The transcript has 11 exons. Gene Ontology annotation, biological process: isoprenoid biosynthetic process; ubiquinone biosynthetic process. Gene Ontology annotation, molecular function: prenyltransferase activity. Gene Ontology annotation, cellular component: mitochondrion; transferase complex. Bases 90 to 1298 code for a protein of 402 amino acids.
CCUGUAUCCUAUUCCGGAGGCAGAGGGUGAAGCGGCUGCUGAAGAGCGGUUCCCGGGCGCCGAGCUGAGGUGGUGACUGGCAGAGAGUGAUGGCACUGGGCUGGGGCUGGCUGUGGCGGUGCUGGGCCCAUCGGAGCGCCUGCCAGGCCUGGGGCUCCCAGCCGGCAGCAUGGCACACAGGAGCCGCAGGGAAGGUGCUCCACUCUCGGAUGAGAUCAGCGCAGUUCAUCCAUCCAAUGAGCUACAACCGGCGAGCAUCUUCCAGACUUUUACACACGGUACCCAGUUCAUGCUGCUACAGCAAGACCAACAGCGAAGCUAAGUACAAAGACCCAUUCAAGCUUGGAAGCAGUGACCUGAAGUCUCUCUAUGAUGAUAUCAAGAAGGAGCUGCUUGUAACAACCAAGGAACUGAAAGACAUGUGUGAAUAUUACUUUGAUGGGAAAGGGAAAGCGUUAAGACCGAUGCUGGUUGUGCUAAUGGCACGAGCAUGUAAUAGUCAUUAUAAUAAUUGUAGAGAGGUGCAGCCUGAGCAGCGCUCUAUUGCCGUUAUAGCAGAAAUGAUCCAUACGGCUAGUUUAGUACACGAUGAUGUCAUUGAUGGUUCCGAUUCACGAAGGGGCAAAAAAACUGUUAAUCAGAUCUGGGGUGAAAAAAAGGCUGUCCUUGCUGGAGAUUUUAUACUUUCGGCUGCUUCAGUAGCUUUAGCAAAGAUUGGAAAUACCACUGUCCUCUCUAUACUGUCUCAGGUCAUUGAAGAUUUGGUGCGUGGUGAAUUCUUACAGCUUGGUUCCAAAGAGAAUGAAAAUGAAAGAUUUGCUCACUACCUCGAAAAAACCUUUAAGAAGACUGCAAGUCUCAUAGCCAACAGCUGUAAAGCAGUUUCGAUCUUGGCAUGCCCUGACCCGAAGAUCCAUGAGAUUGCAUAUCAGUAUGGGAAGAACAUAGGCAUAGCUUUCCAGCUUAUAGAUGAUGUGCUGGACUUUACAUCUUGUGCUGAUCAGCUAGGGAAACCAACAGCUGCAGACCUUAGACUGGGACUUGCAACCGGUCCUGUUUUAUUUGCUUGCCAAAAGUUUCCAGAGUUAAAUGCAAUGAUAUUGAGAAGAUUCAGUUUACCUGGAGAUGUUGAACUAGCAUGGCAGUAUGUGAGUGAGAGUGAUGGUGUUCGCCAAACAACCUACCUCGCCCAGCGCUACUGUACUGAAGCCAUCCGCGAGAUUAGCAAGCUUCAGCCAUCCCCGGAGAGAGAUGCGCUUAUUCAGCUAACAGAAACCGUGCUCACAAGGGACAAAUAACACCUGUGGACUUGCACACUCCCUGGCAGCUCCCACCAAACUGUGCCUAAUGCAACACUUUAAAACACAGCCAGCGCUACUUCCUGUGCAGGCCACCAAAAAGAUCUUAAAUAGCUGUUGUCUACAUUAAAGUACUGUACUUUUUUUAACUUAUCCAGUGUAAGCCAUAUAUGACUUAUUGUCCAGAACAGUGGUAAAGAAAAGGGAUUUUAUUUUUCUUAGGGAACAUUUUACAAUAUGUAUCAAAUUAUCAAGGAGUUUUUAUUUUAAAGACCCAUACAUAUGCUUACUCACAAGUGAGUUGAGGGGAAAAAAGUUUGCAAAAAGUAAUAUUCAUAGUUUGUGGUUGUAACAGAAUUUGAGUCACAUCUGGAAUAUUCUGAGAAUGAAUUCAAGAUGGCAGAGGGUGUAGAGUAAUAAGGGAGAUAUAGCCACGGCUCUAGUAAAUUAUGGUAAAGGUGAAAUUAAAUGUACAGUAGGAGGAUUAUUCACUAAAGUGUGAUUUAUUGGGAAUUCAAAGUGCAUUUCAAAUUUUAGAAUAAAACAAAUAACCCAAGAAUAUUUUCCAGUUUGGCUUUGCGGUCAAAUUUGAAAUUCAGUUUGAAUUCCUGAUAUUUUACAUUCACAAAUAACUAACCCUGUAAGUGUUUGCAUGUAGCUGCGUAUUGGCUGGCUGUAGAUUUAGGAAUGUCCAGGUCUGGCACAAAGUCAUGGUUCCACUUUAUAGGCAGUAAAUAUCUAUACAUUGUGUAUUUCAAAGAGACUGGCCUAUUCCUUUAUACACUAUUUAACAGUGCAGUAAAUACUACAUCUAUGGGAGCUGGCUGCAGCCAACCCUUAAGUCCUAGAAUUGCUUUCCACAAUUCUCAGAUUCCAGCUGUAUACCAAGGAUUGUAGGAUGCCACAUGCAUUUGGUGGUUGCAUGUAUUUGUCAGCACUAUGCAUAGAUUAAAUGUAUACCUACCUUGUCACACAUUUUUGUAAUGGCAGCUCAAGCUAUCUUGUGUACAACAGUUGAUAGACACGUAAUUUUUGGAGAGGAUGUUUUGUUUUUUCCUUUAAAAAAAUAAAAACACGUUUAUGUACCUGUCAUGUUACACACACUUUAAGGUAAAAAAUGCAUUAAAUUGCAUCUCUACAUUAUGCUAGCAAAUGUGGAGUAAAAGGCACAACCCAUUUAAAAAAGAAAAUUAAAAUUAUAUACGGUAUGUCAUUCACCACAUUUCAAUCAAAUAUUUAACGUUUUUGAUUUACCUCCAAUGUACUUUUAUGGAAAAAGUUUACCAACAAGCCAGCGAUAUGUGCUGUUAUUUUAAUCCGCAUUAAAUCCCUGGCCCGGGCAAUCAUUUGCAUUUUAUUAAGUAAAAUAUGACUAAUUGCUGGAUGCAAGUUACCAAAUCACUCUGGCACUUGAUUGAUGUUGAUUUGUAUUUAUCCCUUUUCCUUACUAUUGCUACUGUAUAAAAUGUACCAUUACCUGUGCUGGAUCAGCCUGUGUUGUAUUUGGUUGGCAUAAACAAGCCUUGUUUACAUUGGUGAUAGACUUGUGUGCAGAGGCCACCAUAAGAAAUAAACCUGAUGAAUGUAUCUGGUAUUGUGUGCUUCGACAUCUUCAUGUUCAAUCUGUUGUCGCCAAACUUUUGUCAACAAUAAAUAUACUUUUUUUUU